GCGCGUGGCUGCCCGGGAGGCCAGAGCGUGGAGCGCAGCGCUGCGCGGCGGCCGGGCCCUCGAGACGGGGACGGACACACCAGCCCCUCGAGUACCACUUGGCCACUCCCACUGCGUGGCUGAAGCCUCGAGGUCACCAGGCGGAGGAGCGGAGAUGCCCCUGCAUCAGCUGGGGGACAAGCCACUCACCUUCCCCAGCCCCAACUCAGCCAUGAAAAACGGGCUUGACCACACCCCACCCAGCAGGAGGGCUUCCCCGGGCACACCCCUGAGCCCCGGCUCCCUGUGCUCCGCUGCCCAUAGCCCCCUGGACACCAGCAAACAGCCCCUCUGCAAGCUCUGGGCCGAGAAGCGUGGCGCCCGGGGGAACCACGAGGUGCGGUACGUCUCGGCCGGGCAGAGCGUGGCAUGUGGCUGGUGGGCCUUCGCACCCCCAUGCCUGCAGGUCCUCAACACGCCCAAGGGCAUCCUGUUCUUCUUGUGUGCGGCCGCGUUCCUGCAGGGGAUGACUGUGAAUGGCUUCAUCAACACAGUCAUUACCUCCCUGGAGCGCCGCUAUGAGCUGCACAGCUACCAGAGCGGGCUCAUCGCCAGCUCCUACGACAUCGCCGCCUGCCUCUGCCUCACCUUCGUCAGCUACUUCGGGGGCGCAGGGCACAAACCGCGCUGGCUGGGCUGGGGCGUGCUGCUCAUGGGCACGGGGUCGCUGGUGUUCGCGCUGCCCCACUUCACAGCUGGCCGCUACGAGGUGGAGGUGGAUGCAGGUGUCAGGACGUGCCCUGCCAACCCCAGCGCGGCGUGUGCGGACAGCACCUCGGGCCUGUCCCGCUACCAGCUGGUCUUCAUGCUGGGCCAGUUCCUGCAUGGCGUGGGUGCCACACCCCUCUACACACUGGGCGUCACCUACUUGGAUGAGAACGUCAAGUCCAGCUACUCGCCCGUCUACAUUGCCAUCUUCUACACCGCAGCCAUCCUGGGCCCCGCUGCCGGCUACCUGAUCGGAGGUGCCCUGCUGAACAUCUACACAGAAAUGGGCCGACGGACGGAGCUGACCACCGAGAGCCCACUGUGGGUCGGCGCCUGGUGGGUCGGCUUCCUGGGCUCUGGGGCCGCUGCCUUCUUCACCGCCAUUCCCAUCCUUGGUUACCCUCGGCAGCUGCCAGGCUCCCAGCGCUACGCGGUCGUGAGAGCAGCGGAAAUGCACCAGUUGAAGGACGGCAGCCAUGGGGAGGCGAGCAACCCGGACUUCGGGAAAACCAUCAGAGACCUGCCUCUCUCCAUCUGGCUCCUCCUGAAGAACCCCACGUUCAUCUUGCUGUGCCUGGCUGGGGCCACUGAGGCCACGCUCAUCACCGGCAUGUCCACAUUCAGCCCCAAGUUCUUGGAGUCCCAGUUCAGCCUGAGGGCCUCAGAAGCUGCCACCUUGUUUGGGUACCUGGUGGUGCCAGCGGGCGGUGGCGGCACCUUCCUGGGCGGCUUCUUUGUGAACAAGCUCAGGCUCCGGGGCUCCGCGGUCAUCAAGUUCUGCCUGUUCUGCACCGUUGUCAGCCUGCUGGGCAUCCUCGUCUUCUCCCUGCACUGCCCCAGUGUGCCCAUGGCGGGCGUCACAGCCAGCUACGGCGGGAGCCUCCUGCCUGAAGGCCACCUGAACCUAACGGCUCCCUGCAACGCUGCCUGCAGCUGCCAGCCAGAGCACUACAGCCCUGUGUGCGGCUCGGACGGCCUCAUGUACUUCUCACUGUGCCACGCAGGAUGCCCUGCAGCCACGGAGACGAAUGUGGACGGCCAGAAGGUGUACCGAGACUGUAGCUGUGUCCCUCAGAAUCUUUCCUCUGGUUUUGGCCAUGCCACUGCAGGGAAAUGCACUUCAACUUGUCAGAGAAAGCCCCUCCUUCUGGUUUUCAUAUUCGUUGUAAUUUUCUUUACAUUCCUCAGCAGCAUUCCUGCACUAACGGCAACUCUACGAUGUGUCCGUGACCCUCAGAGAUCCUUUGCCCUGGGAAUCCAGUGGAUUGUAGUUAGAAUACUAGGGGGCAUCCCGGGGCCCAUCGCCUUCGGCUGGGUGAUCGACAAGGCCUGUCUGCUGUGGCAGGACCAGUGUGGCCAGCAGGGCUCCUGCUUGGUGUACCAGAACUCGGCCAUGAGCCGCUACAUACUCAUCAUGGGGCUCCUGUACAAGGGCUGCCCUGGUGGGAACCCCACAUGGCCAGGAACUGGCCUCUGCCCACGGUCGGCAAGAAACCAGAUGCUCAGCCCCCGGCCUUCAAGGACCGGAAUCCUGCCAAGGGCCACGUGAGCCAACCAAGAGGGGACGACACCCUGCAACACCUGGACUGCAGACACGUCAGAGACCCAGCUCCGUGGCGCCUGAAUUCUGGACCCUCAAAGGCUUUGCCAUAGUCAAUGUGUGCUGUGAAAAGUCACUAAAUUCUGGGGCAGUUUGUUCUGCAGCUGUAGCUAACCAACACACUGGGCAACAGCACAAAACAAAGGCCAGUCCUUCACCACUCACCUGUUCUCCAUGGGCAUGGACCUCACUCCCCAGGCUCGUCUAUGGCAGUGGCUGGCUCCUGGCCACUGGGCUGGGGCAGGAGGGAAUCAGGGUGGAAAGCGCCAGCCAUCUCCUCGUAGAGUCCCACGAGACCAUUUCAGUGGACGCCUGCUCUCAUGCCCUCUGCUCAGGGCUACGUCCCGUGGUCCCAGUGAGUGGUGGGGGAGGCAGGAACCAGCCGUGCUCCCAGCUGAAGGAGGCGUUCUGGUGCCGGAGUGUGGGUGUUGGGGCACAGCUGGCCGCACCUGUCAGAGGCGUGUGGCACUGAGCAUCCGUGUGGAGGUGUCCCCAGGGCCCUCGGGGAGACUCAUGGGAGCUGUCAGCCUGCGGGCUGAGCUGAGAUUGGUCAGAGGAGCUCAUCCGGGAAGGCUGGGCAGAUCCAGAUGGAACCCGGGGACCUCAGGACUGAGCAGGUGGAAGAGGCUGCGUCCUCACAUCAGGGAAAGGGGGGAAGAGCCCAGGGACACUGGGUGGAGAAGGGAUGGGAGGGAGGCGGCACACGCGGUCUGGCCACCAAAGGUGGUGCAUCCUCUCCGCUGCCAGUGGUCGGGAUGGUCUCUGACUCACAGAUGAUGAUGAUUCCAAGGGUCUGAGCGGCCCUGUGUGUUCCCCGAUGUCUCGCAGUGGCAAAUGGGCAGAGGCAGGGGCUGUGGACUGACAGCAUCCCCAAGUUCGUAGGUCGAAGCCCCAGCUCCCAGUGUGAUGGUGUUAGGAGCUGGGACCUCCGGGAGGUGACUAGGGUGAGAUGAGGGGGUGAGGGUGGCCCCCCGAUGGGAUUCGUAGCCCUGUAAGAAGAGGAAGAGACCAAGCUCCUCUCUCCUCUAUGUGCUGACACGGCUAGAAGACAGCCGUCUGCAGACCAAGGAGAGGACCCUCCCUGGGAGCCCAGCCUUGCUCGUGGGCUUCGGGCCUCCAGAAUGUGGGCACGUCCAUUGUUUGAGCCACCAGGCUAUGGUUCUGUGACGGCCGCCGAGCUGACGGAGGCUGUAGAGUUUCGACUCCGGUCUGGGGGCUCCAAGGGCUGUCCCGCUCCAUGCCCUGCCCCGCUCCAUGCCCUGCCCCGCUCCAUGCCCUGUCCCGCUCCAUGCCCUGCCCCGCUCCAUGCCCUGCCCCCACCCUGGAUGCCGGGAAGGAAGAGAAACGCCCCGAGCUGCAGAGAGGACAGAGAGGGAAGGAAGAGGACCAGCACGUUCGCACAGGGCACAUAGUGGAGGCUCCGGCCCAGGAUGGAGGGCAGGUAUUCCAGGGAGCGGCCCCCAAAGCGAUUGGUUGUAUGCUGGGCUGCUCAUCGGCAUCGCAAGGUGUCCAUCUCCCUGCAGGCAGCGAGACUUUGCGGUGCGUGAUGGAUGAGGCCACCAAGCCCAGAUUCCCUUCCCAGGUCCAGGAGGGCCCCUCCAGUGGGCAGCCCGGGCUGCUGGACACCCGCUCAGGCUCUCCCACCCCUCAGGCAGCUCCCAAGAGCUGCGGGGUCUCUGCAGCUCUUGAGCUCCGCUGCCCUCGCUUCAAUCUAAGCUCCCCUUGCUUUCCCCAUUGACAAUCGGCCUGGCUCUGACUCAGGCCCAGGGAGGAGACAGGAGCAGAUGGCUAACAGGGACAGUUGGGACACAGGGGCAGAGAGGAGUCUGGUUGCAGCCUGGUCCCGGCCCCAGCCCCCCAGGCCUGGUGACCCAGCCUCUGUGUGACUCAGUGCAGGGAGCGUGUGGCUCCUGGCCCUGCCACAGAGGCCAGAAGGCAUCUGCAGAUGCCCACACAGCCCCCCCGCUUCUCCGGGAUCACGGGCGCACCCAGCCUGGCGGGCACAUGGGCCCUGGGUACACCCUCAGCUCCAUGCUGGCCUGGGUCCUGGCUGCCUCCCACGGCCGGCCCCUGUCCUCCCACAUCCUGGGAGGAGCCCCUGGGACUAGCCAGGAAGGUGCGGGCCACAGGGCCCGGCUGCCUGUGGGGAGAAGAAAGACAUGCAUCCUGGGAGAGGGAGAGGCAGGCAGGAGUCCUCCAAGCCCACUUGGUUAUCCAUCGAGAGAUUUUCCACGGCUGCUGGGAUGAGGGCUACUGGGACCUCCUGUGUGCUGUGCAUUAAAUGCUCUUCAAGAGUCAGACGCCAAUAGCGGCUGGAAAUGUCAAAUUUUCUGGUUGUUGGACCAAGUUCCUCUUAUUCUUGUGUGCAUUUAAUUAUUAAAAAUUAUUAAAUUAUUAAAAUUAUUAAAAAUAUUAAAAAUUAUUAAAAUUAUUAAAAAUUA
Molecule: messenger RNA, 4788 nt
Organism: Pongo pygmaeus (Bornean orangutan)
Lineage: Eukaryota; Metazoa; Chordata; Mammalia; Primates; Hominidae
Gene: SLCO4A1
Product: solute carrier organic anion transporter family member 4A1
Exons: 12
Coding region: 155-2296 (713 amino acids)
Biological process (GO): transmembrane transport; sodium-independent organic anion transport
Cellular component (GO): basolateral plasma membrane
Molecular function (GO): protein binding; thyroid hormone transmembrane transporter activity
Source: RefSeq, a predicted model, not a curated record